CAAACCGUGAGAACCCCCAUCCUCUCGAGCAUCCUCCAUCUGUGGCUCUUCCAUGCUCCGCCGGAGACGACCGUGAGAACCAUCAGAGACGGAGACGAAUGUGAGAACCCCCAUCCUCUCGAGCAUCCUCCAUCUGUGGCUCUUCCAAGCUCCGCCGGAGACAACCGUGAGAACCAUCAGAGACGGAGACGGUUCCUCUGAGCUCCAUGGGUAUCUCUCUAUUUCAAUGUUUCAAAACCUGUAUUUGACUUGUUUGGGUUCUUCUGGUACAUGCACCAAACAACACAUUAACUGCAAGACAGUGUACUCAUUAUGAAUUCCGGGCAAAAGGAUUUUCUAUAAUAAAAGACUUUGGAUUUUGAUUGAUUUAUUGAGAUAUGUCUUCUGCGGUUAUGCAACAUCACGGAGGGGAUGGUGGGGCAAAUCCUCCUCCAGAUCCAACGCAGAUACAGGCUGAUUGUGAGAGAGUGACGACUAAAACGAAAAGGCGCGGCAUCAACAAGGGGUUUUCAACUCGAGAAGCUAGAGUUGCAUUAGGUAGACCACUACCACUGGAGUGGGAUGUUCGAGGGAAGACUUACAAAGAAAUUGGUAAUUAUUCCCAACAUUUCUCUAGAGAGAUCGGCAUUCUCAUUCGACAAUAUGCCGAUCCCGACUACGACCGAUGGGAUAAAGUACCCAGCGAAGUUAGAGAUCGCAUACUUCCUCGUCUAGAGGAUGAUUUAUUCGACAUUGGUCGAAGUCGAUAUGCCUCAGAGAACCUCCCCGGCAUUCUUUUGGGCAUUCAACGGUCGUGCGCUGAUCGUUACUCGGAGUGGAAGAAUGACUUGUCAACUCAUUUAAAAAAGAAUGGUCGAGCACAUCCUCCUGAUGGUUUGGUGGUGGAGAAAUGGCAGAAGGCGCUCCAGUAUUUUGAUCGCCCUGAAGUGAAGAGGCGUUCUGAGACUAACUCUGCGAACCGUGCAAAACAAAAACAGAGAAGCGUGCAGGGUUCACAGUCUACGCCAGCCCUUCGUUACAAGAAGCGUGAUUUACAAACUGGGUGUCUUGCUGGGGUUCCAGAGAUUUGGAUGACGACUAAGUAUAUAGACGGGGAAGGUUGGGUGAGCAAGGCAGCAAAAGAUAACUAUGUAAGUAAAUUUAUAUUUUAUGAUGUUCUUACUUUAUUGUGUUGUAAAUUCUAAUAUUCUUGAAAAUUGUGUGAUACAGGAAAAUAUGAUAGAGAUACGUGACACUCUGCAGUCACAAUCAUCUACGAGCGCCUCUGCCUCGAGUACUAUCCCGAGAGAAGAUGAUGACAUUAUUCUUGUUGAGACGAUAUUUGGACGUCGUCGAGGCUAUCAGCCGGGUCUUGGUCGUAGGAUUCGCACGAGGGCGAAUUGUGAAGCGGCUGAGGUACCUCAACCAGCCCAACCACCUCCUACCGCACAAGACAUGCAAGAGGUGAGGGAGCGACUCCGAGCCAUAGAGGAGCACUUGGCUAGGAUUGGUGGAGUCUCGGGAUCUGGAUCUUCUCAGCAAGGUCCUGGUGCCGAUCCUACAACACCUAGUUAAAAAUAUUUAUAUUUAUGUAUUUUAAUUUUACUAUGGUAGUUACUUUGUUAUAUAAAUAUUUAUAGUAAAAAUAUAAUUUUGUGCAUGAUUAAAUUUCUCUUUUAUUUCAAAUCUUUUAGCA
Messenger RNA from Humulus lupulus (European hop), 1675 nucleotides. RefSeq lists its product as uncharacterized. Lineage: Eukaryota; Viridiplantae; Streptophyta; Magnoliopsida; Rosales; Cannabaceae. The coding region runs from base 378 to 1184 and encodes 268 amino acids. The record is from RefSeq and is a predicted model, not a curated record. The transcript has 9 exons.